AAAAGUAAAUGUCAAAAAUCUAAAGUAUUUAAAAUAUUCAACAACUAUCAAUCAAUAGAUUACAAUUUUGCACAGUUAUUGGUUGAAACACAUUAGUUGCGACAAUGUCUAAUAUUAAUAUUUGUCUUUCUUUGUUAAUAAUUUAUUUAACAUUACAAAAAGUUAAAGCAAAACCUGCAGAAGAAAUUUCCUAUUUAGAAAAAAUUAUAAAUUUUCAAUAUGAAAAUGAUCAAUGGAUUUGUGGUGAUAUUAAGUGUCCAGAGAAUACUUUCGGCUGUAAAAUAAGACUACGUAGUGAUGAGAAAAAUAAAAAAGUCUUUUACCAAAGUUUUAGCUGUUUUGAUGAAGAUAAAAUGAAUACAUAUGCGGCUGGAGAUAUAAUUGAAAUGGCAAAGGAAAAAGAAAUCGAUAUAGAACUGGAGUCCUAUAAGGGAGCAGAAUCGGUUUAUAUGCUCGGUUAUGGCAUGGGAGGUAAUGAAAGUGCUAAAGGUGUGGUAGCUGUAGAGGAUUUGAGUGAACUAAAGGAAUCUGCUAAGAUAAAUAGAAAAGCUGUUGGCAAUCCACCAGCUUAAAUUAUUAUAAUUAAUAUUGAACAAAAUUUUAAUGAUAUGUCAAUUAUUUAAAUUAUUUGCUUUAAUUAUAAUUAAGGCAAAAAUAGAUAAACAUUUAAUAAAUUAAAUGUGUUAUAUCUAAGUGCAAUUGAAAAUUAA
This is a messenger RNA of Lucilia sericata (common green bottle fly), 710 nucleotides long. RefSeq lists its product as uncharacterized. The transcript is spliced from 2 exons. The record is from RefSeq and is a predicted model, not a curated record. Lineage: Eukaryota; Metazoa; Arthropoda; Insecta; Diptera; Calliphoridae. The coding region runs from base 105 to 572 and encodes 155 amino acids.